AUGUCCUCUCUGCGGCCCCUUCUGCUCCUGCUGCUGCCCCUGUGCCCCGGGCCGGGGGGCGAGGCCAAGGCCACACGGAGCUGCGCUGAGACCCGGCAGGUGCUGGGGGCCCGGGGUUACAGCCUGAGCUUACUGCCUUCCACACUGAUCUCUGGUGAGCAUCUCCGGAUCUGCCCUCAGGAAUACACAUGCUGCUCCAGUGACACAGAACAGAAGCUGACUAGAGAGACAGAAGAUACCUUUCGGGGUCUGGUGGAGGAGAGUGGAUCCUUCCUUGUACAUACCUUCGCCGCCCGGCAUCGGAAAUUCAACGAGUUUUUCCAGGAGUUGCUCUCUGCAUCUGAACGCUCCCUCUCCCAGUUGUUCUCUCGCUCAUACGGCCGCCUGUUUGUCCAGCAUGCACCAGUGUUCAGUGAGCUCUUCUCACAGCUACGUGGCCACUACCGGGGGACCAGUGCAGGAUUAGAUGAUGCCUUGUCUGAAUUCUGGGCUCAGCUGUUGGAAAGGGCAUUUCCCCUGCUGCAUCCGCAGUAUAGUUUUCCCCCUGACUACCUGCUUUGCCUUGCACGCCUGUCCGCAUCCCCAAAUGGCCAGCUACAGCCAUUCGGGGACUCACCUCGACGCCUCCGCCUGCAGGUAACUCGAGCUCUCGUGGCUGCUCGUGCCUUCGUCCAGGGACUGGCAACUGGAAGAGAUGUGGUCAGCUCAGCCCUUAAGGUGCCGAUGUCUCAGGGCUGCGUCCAGGCUGUAAUGCGUCUGACUGGCUGUCCCCUGUGCCAAGGGGCUCCUUCCCUGCGGCCUUGUCGGGGCUUCUGCAUCAAUGUGGCUCGAGGCUGUCUCAGUGGAGGGGGGCUGGAGCCAGACUGGGGAAGUUACUUGGACACACUCUUGCUCCUGGCAGAGAGGCUCCAAGGGCCCUUCUCCUUUGAGUUAGCAUCUGAGUCCAUUGGAGUUAAAAUCUCAGAGGGUUUGAUGUUUCUGCAGGAAAACAGCGUGGGGAUUUCAGCCCAGGUUUUUCAGGGAUGUGGGGGUCCUCAUCCAGCACCUGUCCGUUCUCGGAGAGCUCCUUCACCCCAGGAUGAGGUCAAUCAACUGUGGACAUUUCCUCCUGAGGAGGAGUGGCCCACCACAGCUGCAGGAACCAAUUUGCCCCGGCUGGUAUGGGAGCUUCGGGAGCGGCUGCAGCGGGUCCGGGGUUUCUGGACAGGGCUGCCCCUAACACUAUGUGGAGACCCACGGAUGUCAAUGGAUGUUACAGAGGAGGCAAUGCCCUGCUGGACAGGAGCGGGAUGGGGACGGUACCUUCCGCCUGUCGUAGGGAGCUCCUUGGCUGAGCAGAUAAAAAAUCCUGAGUUGGAAGUGGACGUCUCAGGACCCAGCCUCUCUACCAGGAGGCAGAGGCUGCAGCUGCGGGCAGCCACAGCUCGAAUGAGAGCAGCCGCCCUUGGGCAUGACCUGGACCUUCAAGAUGCAGAUGAGGAUGCUAGUGGUUCUGGGGAAGGGCAGCCCUAUGCAGAUGACUGGACAGCAAGAGCAGCAGCUGUGGCCCCACCAGCCCGGCCCCCCAGAAGGGAUGCUCCUGUGGGUAAAGGAAGUGGUGGCAGUGGUCGCUACAACCACGGUGGUGCCAGGAGCGGGGUGGCCUCCAGGAAUCUUCCUACCCACCUCCUUCUUCUACUUCUCCUACCCCUAGCCCUGGUCCUGCUCAGGCCUUGGUAGUAGGGGCAAAGAGAAAGGAUGUACCCUAGCAACUAAAAGGUUAAUAACCCUUUUCCCUUCUCCUCCGCAAAAGCCCUGUAGGAGGAGCUAAAGGGAACAAAUGAGUGUGG
Messenger RNA from Trichosurus vulpecula (common brushtail), 1829 nucleotides. It is a transcript of the gene GPC2, whose product is annotated as glypican 2. Gene Ontology annotation, biological process: regulation of protein localization to membrane; regulation of signal transduction; smoothened signaling pathway. The transcript is spliced from 10 exons. NCBI's taxonomy places the organism in Eukaryota, Metazoa, Chordata, Mammalia, Diprotodontia, Phalangeridae. Bases 1 to 1719 code for a protein of 572 amino acids. The record is from RefSeq and is a predicted model, not a curated record. Gene Ontology annotation, cellular component: synapse; plasma membrane; extracellular region.